CUUUGGACACAGAUAUAAACUUGUUUCUUCCUGCUAAACCUCUUCUUCUUCUUCUCCUGCUUCUUCAUUUUGCGACGUUGUUUGGUUCAGAUCUGAUAGAGAGAGAGAGAGAGAGAGUGAGAGAUCUUACGACGGAGACGAUGAGCGGAAAGAUCGUCGGUGGUGGUGGGAGUGUCGGAGGCAGGAAAAGCUAUAACGGGAUUUCUGAUAUUCCGUCUGGCUCGAGGAAGAUGGUACAGAGUUUGAAGGAAAUUGUGAACUGCCCUGAAGCUGAGAUCUAUGCCGUGCUCAAGGACUGUAACAUGGAUCCUAACGAAGCCGUCAAUCGCCUCCUCUCCCAAGAUCCUUUUCACGAGGUUAAGAGCAAAAAAGAAAAGAAGAAAGAGAUUAGGGAUAUACCGGAUUCCCGGCCACGAGGCUAUAGCAACACUUACAACCGUGGAACUAGAGGUGGUUCUGAUCGUUUUAGUGGACCUGGACGAAGCGGAGCUACGCCUUUUAGCUCUAGUGAGUCUGGAAAUUUCCAAGGAAAAGCUACAAACAAGAGAGAGAGCGAGAAGCAGGGUUAUGCAGGUUCUUUUUCUUCUACAUCUGGAGUAUCGACCCACCAUCCGAUACCACACAGUGAUUCUGUAGCUAUGGACCGUAAAACGCCAACUGUUACCUCGGGUGGUGGAAUACCAUCAUCACAGACUGUUUCUGGACAUCAAACUGCAUGGUGUGGAGCUGCAGGUCAGAUGUCUAUGGCUGACAUUGUGAAGAUGGGUAGACCUCAUAACAAGACAACCACCUCUCAUAAAAAUGUAGAUAGGCGUUCCGAGGUAAAUCAUGCGCAUGAAACUGCUGCAAAUCAACAUGUACCUGUGAAAGAGGAAUGGCCCUCGAUUGAGAAGCCAAUGGCUGCUAGCACUUCUUCUGUAUCAGUGGCACCAUCUGAUUCAGAGACACGCACUGAUCCAGCCGAUUUUCAAUCCAGUAGAGGAGAUCAGUAUCUGAAGGGCCACUUGGAAGAUACACAUCUAGCAGAAAAUGGUCCCUUAGGAUAUCUUGGUAGAGAUCAUGUGCAGGCUGACACUGUCGCUGGCGGAGUUGUUCAGGAAGAUGAAUCUGGAGCGUCAUCUGAGUUUGCUGAUAAUCCAUACAGACACCAAACGCAGAACCAUCCUGUUGAGCACCAGAAAGAUGAAGAUGAUGUUUCGGCUGUUGCUGCCAACCUUCAAGAGUUAAGCAUAGAAAACCAUGAGAAAUUCUCCUCCCAUGAUGAGGAUAGACCUGCUGUCGUAAUUCCAGAUCAUCUGCUGAUACAUACAGAAGAGUGCUCACAGUUAAGCUUUGGAAGUUUUGGAGGUUUUGGAUCAAGACCUUUGAACAACAACUUAGAAGAGACAUCUGAUGUACCUCCACAGAUUGAACGUGCUGAUGCCAGAAAUACCGAGUUCUAUGGAGAUGAACAUCUAGGAAACAUGUCAAAUGAAAAUGUGGUCCAUACGUCUACUGCAGAAAAUUAUGAUGAAUCUUCAGAAUCUCAGCGAGAGGCUUUGUUGCCAGAAAACCCUGAAACCGCUCAUCAGGAGAACCAAUACUCGUUUGCUCAGUCGGAUCCAGAGUAUGCAUAUGAAAAUGCCAAGCAGCAGAAUACUGCAUUCGAUGCGUCACAGACAGGCAUGCAGAAUCAGAUGCAGAAUCUUGCUUCAUUGACAAAUGUAAUGCGAGGCCAAGGGUAUACAAAUUCAAUUCCAAACACACUAUUGGCAGCACAAAGUGCAAGGGAGCUUGAGCUUCAGUACUCAACUUUCCCAGGCGUACAGUCUAUGCCAUCAAGAAGCAACGAUUCCUCACUAGGUGGCCAAAGCAAUUCUAUGCCAGAGGCGCUGAGAGGUGGUGGUAGUCAAACAACGCAGCCAAGCCAGCAGAACUUACCCCCUGGUGCCAAUAUUGCUACUGGACCAGCUCUUCCUCAACAGCUACCAAUGCAUCCAUAUUCUCAGCAUACUGUACCUCUAGCUCACUUUGCCAACAUGAUCGGUUACCCUUUGAUGCCUCAGAGCUACCCGUACAUGCCAUCGGCUUUCCAGCAAGCAUUUGCUGGUAAUAGCUCAUACCACCAGUCACUGGCCGCUUUGCUUCCGCAGUACAAAAACAACAUUUCCGCCAGUAAUGUGCCUCAGUCAGCAACUUCUGCUCCUACUUCCUCCGCCUAUGGGUUUGGAAAUUCAAGCAAUGCUGGAGCCGGAAACUAUCCUCUUAACCACCAACAACAACAGUCCGCUCCGUCUGGGGCAUCGCUUAGUUAUGAAGACGCCCUGAGUCUACAAUACAAACAGAACAACCAUCUAUUAUCACUUCAGCAACAACAACAACUACAACAACAACAACUGCAGCAGCAGCAGAAUGAAAACUCGCCUAUGUGGCUUCAUGGACCUGGCUCUCAAACCAUGUCGGGUGUCCCGAGCAACACGUACUACAACCUUCAAGCACAACAACAAGCUCAGCAAGUUCGCCAAGCUCAGCAACAAGCACAACAGCAGCAGUAUGGGUCGCUCGGUUACCCAAACUACUAUCAGUCGCAAACAAUGGAGCACCAACAGCAAAACCCAAGAGACGGUGGCUCGCAAGGUCAGCCCUCAAAGCAAACACAGCAGCAGCAGCUCUGGCAAAACUCUUACUAGACGGUUUUGGUCCGCCCAGGCCAUGGUAUUGUGUACUUGUCACGUAGCCGUGGCUAUAAAGCUGAUAACCAGUUAUAUAGGUUAUCGGUUAUUUGAGUUGUUGGGUAGGGAAUCUGAAGGGGAAAAAGGAUGAAUCUUCACCAUGUCACUGUGAGUGUAUUUGUCAUCUUCUGUUAACUUAGGGACAAGCAAACUCUAAUUUGGAUCAAUGCAACGAAAACCAAAGAAAAAAGGCAAAAGCUCCUAUGUCUUUUCUAGCUUUGCCUCUGUGGCUCUGUGCUCCACCUUGUAUAGCAUCUUUGCUUUCUGUUCAACUGUUUCAACUUUUGAUGGUUUUGGUUAUCAUGGGGAACUUCACAAAUAUGAAAAACCAAUAAUAUAUAACAAGUAUAAAUA
This is a messenger RNA of Eutrema salsugineum, 3065 nucleotides long. Its product is annotated as epsin-2. Gene Ontology annotation, molecular function: protein binding. Lineage: Eukaryota; Viridiplantae; Streptophyta; Magnoliopsida; Brassicales; Brassicaceae. The transcript is spliced from 10 exons. Bases 141 to 2669 code for a protein of 842 amino acids. The record is from RefSeq and is a predicted model, not a curated record.